Metopolophium dirhodum (rose-grain aphid) is the source of this 1008-nucleotide messenger RNA. Its product is annotated as prostaglandin G/H synthase 2-like. Bases 1 to 1008 code for a protein of 335 amino acids. Gene Ontology annotation, biological process: response to oxidative stress; cyclooxygenase pathway. Gene Ontology annotation, cellular component: cytoplasm; neuron projection. Lineage: Eukaryota; Metazoa; Arthropoda; Insecta; Hemiptera; Aphididae. Gene Ontology annotation, molecular function: oxidoreductase activity, acting on single donors with incorporation of molecular oxygen, incorporation of two atoms of oxygen; peroxidase activity; heme binding. The transcript has 3 exons. The record is from RefSeq and is a predicted model, not a curated record.
AUGAGAUCGUUUUCCGGCGGUAAGCUCAAGACAAGGGAAAUUAAUUACAAACAUUUUGUGACGAACCAUGCGUUCGCACCAUACUCAGAUGUAUACAUAAAGGCGUUGACAAAAGGCAUUUCGAUCGACAGAAUGAUCGCCCGGCAAUUCACACGGAUCGAGACGUUGAGCACCGGCACAAUGCUUCACGUACUGUCGAUCCUCUGGGUACGUGAACACAACCGAGUGUGCGACCAGUUGUCACAGAAGUGGCCGUUGUGGACACACAAACAACUGUAUAAUAAGGCCAGGAAGAUUAUAAUCGGUCAAAUGAUGAAUAUAAUGAUGACUGAAAUUAUAAAUGUGGAACUCAGACCGGAAGUGUACCACCAUCGAAUGGAAAACAUCCGUUGUUCCAGCAAGCCUAUUGAACUGUAUUUGACGAUGGCUGUUUCAAAUUUGCCGGAAAAAUUACAAUACAGCUCAACGAAUUUGACGCCCUAUAGUAACACCAGUCGAGUUUCUGAAGCUGAUUUAAAAGACUCCCUGCAAUUAAUGAUGAGUUCAAAGAUGCGUAUUGUCAAGGCCCACGAUGACGGCCCCUUGACGGAACGGCUUACCAAGACACUUAUGACACUCUCGAGAGAACAAUGUUUACAGGGUUUCAAUAACUACAGAAGACGGUUAGGGCUGCCUGCUUACAACAGCUUUUUCGAUCCGACCGGAAACGUCGAAACCGCAACUGAAUUGGAAAAAUUGUAUAGUACCGUGGAGAAGGUGGAGUUGUUAACCGGCGUAUUGACGGAAAAAUCCAGUUCCGGAGUUCUACCCACGGCCAAAGUCUUGUCUAACAGUUUUAUCAUUAACGCAAUAUUGACAAAUAGUCUUACCACCAAACAAUUGUGGACACCGGACACGUUCGGUGGAGUCGAAUUUUUUAAGUUGGUGAAGUCAACAAGUUUAGAGUCGUUGGUGUGUCGAAACGUGGACAAUUGCGACGAGUUAAAAAAUCAUCGUUACGCGAAAUAA